This is a messenger RNA of Penicillium bovifimosum, 549 nucleotides long. RefSeq names its product mitochondrial 54S ribosomal protein uL13m. The coding region runs from base 1 to 549 and encodes 182 amino acids. Gene Ontology annotation, molecular function: mRNA binding; structural constituent of ribosome. The transcript is spliced from 3 exons. Gene Ontology annotation, cellular component: ribosome; mitochondrial large ribosomal subunit. Gene Ontology annotation, biological process: negative regulation of translation; translation. NCBI's taxonomy places the organism in Eukaryota, Fungi, Ascomycota, Eurotiomycetes, Eurotiales, Aspergillaceae. The record is from RefSeq and is a predicted model, not a curated record.
AUGUCGCAACUCGUUGGCAAGGUAAACAGCUUCAAUGCGGAGCCUUCCGGCAAAGCCGCGCAUACUCGUCUCGCAUAUUCGCGCACAUGGCACCAUGUCGACGCCGGCACCGAUGAACGAUCCCUCGGCCGCCUCGCCUCGUCGAUUGCCCUCGUUCUCAUGGGCAAGAACAAGCCCAUCUACGACCCUUCAACCGACUGCGGCGACUAUGUGGUGGUUGUGGGAUGUCAUGAUCUCAAGACGACCGGAAAGAAGCGAUUCCAAAAGAUGUACUACACUCACAACACGCGGCCCGGUAGCUUAAAGAGCAUGACUAUGGAUCAGAUGUUCGCCAAAUGGGGUGGUGGAGAAGUUCUGCGUCGCGCGGUAAGGGGCAUGCUGCCCAAGAACCGGCUUCGUGAUAUUCGCCUGGCUCGAUUGAAGACUUUCGAAGGUCUCGCCCACCCCUACAAGGAGAAUAUCGUCAAGUUUGGCAACAAAUCGGUGAUCGGAGGUAUGCCCGAAGUGCAAGAGGCAUUCAAAACGGCUGCCGAGAAGCCAACCGCAUAG